Molecule: messenger RNA, 918 nt
Organism: Colletotrichum graminicola M1.001
Lineage: Eukaryota; Fungi; Ascomycota; Sordariomycetes; Glomerellales; Glomerellaceae
Exons: 1
Coding region: 1-918 (305 amino acids)
Source: RefSeq, a predicted model, not a curated record
AUGCCCGCCGCACACUCGUUCUGGUGGAACGGUGACAACGCCAACAUGGCGAUGACUCACUUUCUCAAAAACAAAUACCCCUUGGUACAAGUGACGGCUUGGAAAAGAAAUCCAUCGACAGCGAGCGAUAUCCUCAAGACUUGGCGCAAAGACGCUGCGCUUUUAUACACAAAAGUCAUUAAGAACGGCGGAGACGACGAUGAUGUAUCCGGCGAAGAGGCAGACGAAGAUGUCGGUGAGAAUACGGAAGAUGGCCUCAAUCUCCCGCAGAGUUUCGCCGCAGAGGGUGGGGAGGGGGAGUCCAGUGAAGGAGCGGCCGAUGCCAUCUUCACGGCCCACAGUCGAGAAACGAAGAGAAGAGUCGAAGCACCCAGACGGAUCGAGUCGCCAAAGAAGGCCAGGAAACACUUCAUCCAUGAGAGUGAGGGCUCCGAAGACGAUGUCUUUGGGUUUCGCCGGUCCAACGCGAAGCCGACAGCUUCGACGCCCAAGCGAGCCGUUGCCGCCCUGAUAACGCCAACUCGAAGUGGCGGGUCCAGUCCCAUUAUUCUAGUCGACUCUGGGACGGAGAAUGAAGGUCCCUUUGAAGCGAGAGGAUACUAUGGUCGUCGUCGAGGCCGCCGAUGCCGGUUUGUGAGGCCUGAGAGCCCGCCGGCCGAUAUUGUCGUGGCCGAUCCGUCGCCCCUCACUCUGACUCUCGUUCAGACCAUGGCAUCAAUCGAACCAGCCGAGGCACCAGCCCAUGAACAUGAAUGCCUGGCAGCCCUGCAAAAGGCGGUGGAUUCUGUUGCGAAGUCCUGCGUCGCAUUUUCGACCAAGAAGCGGAGGGAGACGAGUUGUCAACUCAACGAACUCGAGAACAAGUUGGGCAAGCUCGGCAGCGCGGUCAAGAGACUGAACGACGCUAUUCAACCUUGA